UGCAGCUGAGGGUUUUACGAGGUGCACCUGAAGGCAGCACAGGGAGGUGCAGCAAGCCCGUCGCUGCGUCGCUUCUCCCCUUCCUCCUCCUCCUUCAGGUAGCACCUGCAACUCCGAGAGAUGGAGACCUGCUAAGCACGGUGAGCUGACGGGAGAGCGGCUGGACAGAGAAAGAAAAGGAGAAGCGGAAACACUGAAGCAUAUGCCAUGAUGUCUGGGCAGUCGGUGACCAUCCCGGACGACAGGGCGUUCGCCAGCUUCAAGGCGGAGUGUCUGUGCGAGGAGGGCUGGAGUCUUUCCUACAGCAAGGGGGGCAUCACCGUGUGGACCCAGGGUCUGGAGGAAGGGAAGGCUGUCCACAAAAUGAAGUGUCGCAUGGUGUGCAAGGAUGUGCCAGGUGAGACGAUGUACGAUGUUCUUCAUGACAUCGAGUACAGAAGAAAAUGGGACUCAAAUGUGAUUGAGACGUUUGAUAUUGGGAAGCUCACGGUCAACGCAGACGUUGGUUAUUACUCAUGGAAGUGUCCAAAACCUCUUCGGAACCGCGAUGUCAUUACGCUUCGCUCCUGGCUGCCAAUCGGAAAAGAUUACAUCAUCAUGAACUACUCUGUUAAACAUGCCAAAUACCCACCCAAAAAGGACAUGGUGCGAGCCGUUUCCCUCCAGACAGGUUACAUGAUCCAGAGCACGGGUCCCAGUCACUGUACCCUUACUUACAUGGCCCAGGUAGACCCACGAGGUUCAUUACCCAAGUGGGUGGUCAACAAGUCGUCUCACUUCCUCGCUCCUCGUGCAAUGAAAAAGAUCAACAAGGCCUGUUUGAAGUAUUCAGAGUGGAAGCAGAGACAUAACCCUGGUUUGAAGCCCUGGCUGUACCCUGAACAGACUACAUUACCCAACAUCCCCCUCUCUGAGCUGAGCAUUCAACACGCGGAGAGCCUGGAGAACAUCGACGAGAGCUCCUUGGCUGAGACUCACGAGAGAGAAGACAGCGACUAACACAGACACGUGCACUGACAGUCACACCAACAGCAAUGCAGGGAUACAUAAACACUCGUUAAACAUCUGGAAAUACCUGUAUGUAUGAACGUGAUUCUGUUUAGAGAAUGUAUAUCGUACAUGCAAUGCAAACAUAUUGAUGUGUUUAGGCAUUCAUGCACAAAGACUUUACAGACCCAGUCCCAUACAUAUAGAUACUUCCUGAGUCUAUAUACUUUUAUUAGACAACAAACUAAUAUUUGGUCAAAUCAAAUAAAAGUAACUAUAGUUUUUUUUUUCCCACACGAACAUCAGCAGAGAUGACAUAAAAUAUAUUUUCACAUACAUUUUAAGGUUUAAAAACUAAACGGAACACGUGUUACUGCAGUUAUUUAAAAUAUGACACGUUUCUAUACACAGUGUAAUCCCACAAUGGUGUGGAUUCAGAUACGUUCACACUCAGUUUGCCUCUGCCUAUAGUGUCUCUGUUGCUCUUUAUGUGUCCAUCACAGUCUGUAAGCACAUAAUUUAUAUGCAGGCGUGCAAAAGGCAGCUGGAACACACACACACACACACACACACACACACACACACACACACACGCUGAUUUACAACCGUCUGCUUCUCUAUUUGAGAGCUGUAUGAAUAUAUCUAGACUUUAAAUAAAUGCAGAUUCCUACAAAGGUUUUUCCAAUUUUCA
Molecule: messenger RNA, 1678 nt
Organism: Austrofundulus limnaeus
Lineage: Eukaryota; Metazoa; Chordata; Actinopteri; Cyprinodontiformes; Rivulidae
Gene: stard10
Product: StAR related lipid transfer domain containing 10
Exons: 8
Coding region: 208-999 (263 amino acids)
Molecular function (GO): lipid binding
Source: RefSeq, a predicted model, not a curated record